AUGGUUGCAUUUGGACGACCUUUGUUCCUUAUCGAGUCCGGAUGUGGUGCGUACGACUAUCUUCUACUGGCGAUUACAGAACUGCAACGGACCACAACUGCCAGCUCUCGCUCAAUAAUGGCGUACGUACUCGCCAUACGUCUCAGCAACAUCGACUCUUCCAGCAUAAUAUUUUUUUUUCUUUCCUUCGCCAACGAGCUAUCUCUUGACCUGGAUGAUCUGAAGCGCACCUAUAACUCGAUCGACGUAAUGUCGAAAGCACUCGGAGACCUUCAUCUUGAUACAAUGAAGGCAGGCGAAAACACCUUGCGCAUCGUCCCUUUUAGUGAUGUGUACCCAAGUUGCUGCUAG
Guyanagaster necrorhizus is the source of this 351-nucleotide messenger RNA. RefSeq lists its product as uncharacterized. NCBI's taxonomy places the organism in Eukaryota, Fungi, Basidiomycota, Agaricomycetes, Agaricales, Physalacriaceae. The transcript is spliced from 3 exons. The record is from RefSeq and is a predicted model, not a curated record. The coding region runs from base 1 to 351 and encodes 116 amino acids.